AUGGGCUACACCACACUAUGGAAGCGCCUUUCGCCACGUCAGCUGAACGUGGCCAUUCAGACGUUUUCGCUGAUUUCGAUCUUCUUCGAAGGCUAUGACCAAGGUGUGAUGGGUGGCGUCAACAGUUCACCAACAUAUAUGACAGAGGUUGGAAUUGGUGAAUCUGAUGGCACGGUGACCGACACCACACACCAGGGUGGCAUUGUCAGUGUUUAUUACUUGGGCGCGAUCUUCGGCUGUUUUGCCGGCGGGUGGCUUGCAGAUCGAGUCGGCCGGAUCAAUGGCCUACUCGCUGGAUCAUUGUUCGCAUUGGUUGGUGGCGCCCUGCAAGCGGCUGCCCAGAACUCGAACUUCAUGUUGUGUGCUAGAGUGGUCACUGGCGUUGGGACCGGCGCUCUGACAGGCAUCACUCCGGUGUUGGUGGCGGAGACCUCUUCCGCAAACCAUCGAGGUGGUUUCUUGGGCUAUGUCUUCAUUGCAAAUUAUUUAGGAAUCUCCGUCGCGUAUUGGAUCUCGUUCGGCCUCGCGUUCGUCAAUAAUGGUUAUUCAGACGUACGAUGGCGUUUCUUACUCGCCUUCCAGUGCUUCCCGGCAUUGCUCCUCGUCGCGUUUAUCAAAAUGUUGCCCGAUAGCCCCCGCUAUUUGGCCUCGGUGGGGCGGAACGAGGAAGCCCGAGAUCUUUUGAACCGGAUCCGCAAAGACCGAGCUUCUCAGGAGGAUAUCGAUCAAGAAUACCUUGAAAUCAUAACUAUUGCGCGGGGAAGCAAGCCCAGCUCCCCCGUCGAGUUUGUAAAAAUCUUGUUUGGAAAGGGUGGGAAGCCGGGGCUCAAUCUUGGCCGACGCGCUUGGCUCUGUGUGUGGCUUCAAAUAAUGGCAUCCUGGACAGGUAUUACAGCUGUGACUGCCUAUUCUCCAACCCUACUUGCCCAGGCAGGUUAUAGCGAUAUAAAGCAGAAUGGUCUUGCUGGAGGAAUCAACACAAUUGGAAUCAUCGGUACUAUUAUCAGUGCACAAAUUAUCGAUCGCUUGGGCCGACGUGUUUGUUUAAUGGGCGGAGCAGCUGUGUUGUUCGCCGUCAAUCUUAUUGCCGGAGCUGUUUACGAGGGCUCGAUACAUAAUCCCGCGAAGGCAUCUCAGUAUGCGCCUGGUGCGGUGACCAUGCUAUUUCUGUUUAAUCUGGGCUAUGCUGCAACAUGGGGCACGGUUGCUUUCUUAGUCCCCACCGAGAUCUUCCCCAGUGAUCUGCGAGCCCAAGGCAAUGGAUUCGGCAUCACAGGGUGGGCCAUUGGUGUGGGUAUGACCACUUUGGUUAACCCGAUCAUGUUUGAUGUCAUGACCAGCCGUACAUACUUCCUGUUUGCUGGCCUUAAUCUUCUAUGGAUCCCGAUCGUCUACCUUUUUUAUCCCGAAACCCGAAACCGGUCCCUUGAGUCCAUUGACGCUCUUUUCUCGACUUCUAGCCCCUUCCACUGGAAGAUGGAAGAGGCGUACAAACUCCAUGGCGAUGUCCUUGCUGAACACGGAGUCAACAAGAGAGAGGCUCUCGGCGAGGGCAAAGCCGACCAGACGACAUUUGAAAACCUCUCCAGCUCGGUUUGA
Molecule: messenger RNA, 1599 nt
Organism: Penicillium paradoxum
Lineage: Eukaryota; Fungi; Ascomycota; Eurotiomycetes; Eurotiales; Aspergillaceae
Product: putative MFS sugar transporter
Exons: 8
Coding region: 1-1599 (532 amino acids)
Biological process (GO): carbohydrate transport; transmembrane transport
Cellular component (GO): membrane
Molecular function (GO): carbohydrate:proton symporter activity
Source: RefSeq, a predicted model, not a curated record